AGACCAGUUUACAUAUCUUCGUUUAGUAGUCAUUACACAGUCUUUCUAGAGUUUUUUUCUACUUUGAUUUCAACACACAGAAAAGAAUCAUUAAAAUAUAAAACAAAUUGAUGUAAUUAAGGUUGCUUCAACAGAUACUAUGGUAUUAAUCAUGGUAUUAAUUGAAGCACCUUGGAGUACCAUUAAAAUAACAUUGUACAUACAUAUCAGCACCAUCAAACUUCAGUAUAUCAAACAGUAAUAAAUAUUGUUUAAAUUUCAAUCUAGAGAGACACUUCUCUAAGAAUUUAGAUGAGCAAAUAAGAGCAUUAAAAAAAACAAAUCAGAAGACAGCAUUAAAAAACAAAUAUAUAAAUAUUUGUAUAUAAAAUAAUUAAAUAUAUAAAAUAUUUGUAUUAUCUUAAAAGACAAAAAAAAUAAUAAUACAAAAAUGUGGUCACCUAAUUAUGAUGUGGCUAUAUACCUGCACACCUUUAAAAUGUCAACAUGCACUUUAAAGAUUACUUUGAACUUUGACCAAAAAUAAAACCCUUGGUGACCAUGACACAAAAAGUCAGUUUUACAUCUUUAGUUACAAUAAUAACACCCACUAUGUCAUGGAGAAAAGGAGUAUUCUUCAGUUUUGACAUAAGUUGUGUGAGUCAGCAGAGGAAAGACGUGAGAGGAGGGCGUGAUUUUGCUAUGCCACAUCUGUAGCUCAUUACACAUCUGUAAUGGGGAUGUUCCAUGAGCUCAGAGCCAGACUAUAAGUUUUUGGCUUUUGAACAUGAGAGGUUAGUUCAAGACUAAACAAGGAGCAAACUAAACCUUGGUGAAGAAUUAUCUGCUGGAGUCAGAUACAACAGCAUUUCAAAAUGGACAUCAAACCAGUAUUACGGAAAUUUGGCACUGUGGCACGGGCGAUCCUUACAUUUCUCUUUGCUUUUCUUGUACUCGGGGUGAUGAUAUGGGCGUACAUUAAAGGUUUCCAAGUAGCCUCGUCUCCCUUCAACAUAAUCUCAUUCGGUUUCUACGGCGUGCUGCUCAGCCUCCACAUCCUCGUCCAAAGCUUUUUCGCCUUCCUGGAGCAUCGCCGGAUGCGAGCGAGACAAAACCCGUGCACGUACACGAAGACCAUUGGCUUUACCAUCUCAGCCUAUCAGGAGGAUCCUAACUAUCUAAUGGAGUGCCUUCAAUCGGUAAAGGCACUGCAGUACCCAACCGACAAACUCCGCAUUAUCAUGGUGGUGGACGGGAACUCGGACGACGACCGCUACAUGAUGGAGAUGUUUCGUCAAGUCUUUGCGGAUCGAGAUCCUGGCUGCUAUGUGUGGCAAAACAACUACCACUCUUGGGACCCCAGGGCCCAAGGAGAGAAUUUGGCCGCUGAAGGCAUUGUCUUUGAGGACCCGCAGCGCCUGGAGGUUGAAGAGCUCAUCAGGAGCAAAAGUUGCGUGUGCAUUAUGCAAAAAUGGGGAGGAAAGAGAGAAGUGAUGUAUACAGCCUUCAAGGCGCUAGGAUCAUCGGUGGAUUACAUACAGGUAUGCGACUCGGACACAAAAUUAGACCCUUUGGCUACAGUGGAGCUAUGCAAAGUGCUGGAGAGUAAUGACAAAUAUGGUGCUGUGGGAGGUGAUGUGAUGAUCCUCAACCUUAAAGAAUCCUAUAUCAGUUUCAUGAGCAGCCUGCGCUACUGGAUGGCAUUCAACAUCGAGAGAUCCUGCCAGUCUUUCUUUAACUGUGUCUCAUGUAUCAGCGGCCCAUUAGGUUUGUACAGGAAUGACUUGCUACAGCAGUUUCUGGAGUCCUGGUACAACCAGAAGUUUCUUGGUACUCACUGCACCUUUGGGGAUGACCGUCAUCUCACCAAUCGUAUGCUGAGCAUGGGCUAUGCCACAAAGUAUACCGCCCGUUCAAAGUGUUACACAGAGACCCCCGCCCAGUUUCUGCGCUGGCUAAACCAGCAGACCCGCUGGACCAAAUCUUACUUUCGCGAAUGGCUCUACAACGCUAUGUGGUGGCACAAGCAUCACCUGUGGAUGACCUAUGAAUCCAUCGUCUCGGGCAUCUUUCCAUUUUUCGUUACUGCCACCAUCAUCAAGGUCUUCUGGACCGGCACUCUAUGGGACAUCUUGUGGGUCUUGUGCUGCAUCCAGCUCAUCGGUCUGGUGAAAGCGGCGUACGCGUGCUUCCUGCGAAAAAAUGUGGUGAUGAUCUUCAUGUCCUUAUACUCUGCCCUCUACAUGACCAGCCUCCUGCCCGCCAAAUACUUUGCCAUUCUCACCAUGACCAAAAGCAGCUGGGGGACAUCGGGUCGCCGGAAGAUGGUUGGCAAUUACAUCCCUCUGUUACCUCUGUCAGUGUGGGCAGCCAUCUUGCUGGCAGGCCUGGGGUUCACAAUCUACAAGGAAAGCAAGGCGGAUUGGACAAAAGCUGAAAAGAAAGAGGAGACCAAGUUUUUGAUAUAUGGAUCUGUAGCUUAUGUGUGCUACUGGCUGAUCAUGAUCGGUCUCUACUGGAUUUGGUUUCGGAGAUUAUUCAGAAAACGCUCACAGACUUAUGCUGUGAAUGUUUAAGACUGCACACAGUGUAUUAUUUAUUUGAGAACAUUUGCACAUUUGUUUACAUGUAGUUAUAAGGAAGUACUUGAUGUAUUAAUGUAUGCAAAUUACAGUAUGAUGGAAAAAUAGAUUGUUUAGUGCAUAUAUUGUACUUGCAUACAAUAUAUCCAAAUUAUAGAGUUUGGAAAUGAAGGAAGUGAUCAAUCAGAACACACUGAAACUUGACAAUGGAUGGACAAAUAUGUGUCAAACACAUAUAAUUCUAGCAAGAUUUAGUUUUUUUUUACCGUGUUAUUGUAUAUAAGUGAUGUUUAUAUAGUGGUAUUUAUUUAUUACAUGACACAGACACAUCAUUUAUGACACACUUUUAUAUGUUAAUUUUAUGGAUCUUAGACACUGUGGAAAACAACAGCAAGAAUCACAAUAUAUGGAUGUUUUCAUAUUUAUUAUGAAAAUGACUACUAAUGAAAAUAUGACAGAAAUAUUUAAUGUGCCAGAAAUUUCAAAUAUG
Messenger RNA from Misgurnus anguillicaudatus (oriental weatherfish), 3051 nucleotides. It is a transcript of the gene has1, whose product is annotated as hyaluronan synthase 1. Gene Ontology annotation, molecular function: hyaluronan synthase activity. The record is from RefSeq and is a predicted model, not a curated record. Gene Ontology annotation, cellular component: plasma membrane. Gene Ontology annotation, biological process: polysaccharide biosynthetic process; hyaluronan biosynthetic process; extracellular matrix assembly. NCBI's taxonomy places the organism in Eukaryota, Metazoa, Chordata, Actinopteri, Cypriniformes, Cobitidae.